AUGAUUAAUGCCAUUCGCUGCAUGUCUACCAAGCUUUUUAUUGGCGGACUUUCAUAUGGAACUGAUGACCAUUCGCUUAAGGAUGCAUUUUCUAGCUUUGGUGAUGUUGUUGAAGCUAGAGUUAUUACUGACAGAGACACGGGAAGGUCAAGAGGUUUUGGGUUUGUCAACUUCUCGACUGACGAAUCUGCUAAUUCAGCACUAUCAGCCAUGGAUGGACAGGAACUGAAUGGAAGGAAUAUCCGAGUUAGUCUUGCCAAUGAGAGACCACCUCGCAAUAAUUUCGGUGGAGGAGGUUUCCGUGGUGGAUAUGGUGAUGGGGCGAAUGACGGAUAUUGA
Fraxinus pennsylvanica is the source of this 339-nucleotide messenger RNA. The record is from the annotation of a GenBank genome assembly. Lineage: Eukaryota; Viridiplantae; Streptophyta; Magnoliopsida; Lamiales; Oleaceae.